This is a messenger RNA of Solanum stenotomum, 940 nucleotides long. Its product is annotated as caffeoyl-CoA O-methyltransferase 6. The record is from RefSeq and is a predicted model, not a curated record. NCBI's taxonomy places the organism in Eukaryota, Viridiplantae, Streptophyta, Magnoliopsida, Solanales, Solanaceae. Gene Ontology annotation, molecular function: O-methyltransferase activity; S-adenosylmethionine-dependent methyltransferase activity. The coding region runs from base 56 to 802 and encodes 248 amino acids. The transcript is spliced from 5 exons.
ACAAACUAAAAGAAGAAGAAAAAAAGAGGAAAAAGAAAUCAUUCAAGAAAAUAACAUGGCUGAAAAUGUUGCAUCACAGGAAAAUCAAGUCUCUAAACACCAAGAGGUUGGCCACAAGAGUCUUUUGCAAAGUGAUGCUCUUUACCAGUACAUAUUGGAGACGAGCGUAUACCCAAGAGAGCCAGAACCCAUGAAAGAGCUUAGAGAAUUGACUGCUAAGCAUCCAUGGAAUCUUAUGACAACAUCUGCUGAUGAAGGACAAUUUUUGAACAUGUUGUUGAAGUUGAUCAAUGCUAAAAACACCAUGGAGAUUGGUGUCUACACUGGCUAUUCUCUUCUUGCUACUGCUCUUGCUCUUCCACAUGAUGGAAAGAUAUUGGCAAUGGAUAUUAACAAGGAAAAUUACGAAGAAAUUGGUUUACCCAUAAUCCAAAAAGCUGGCGUAGCUCACAAGAUUGAUUUUCGAGAGGGACCUGCUUUACCUGUUCUUGAUCUAUUAGUUGAAGACAAAAAUAAUCAUGGCACGUACGAUUUCAUUUUCGUGGAUGCUGACAAAGACAACUACAUCAACUACCACAAAAGGAUAAUAGAAUUAGUGAAAGUUGGUGGUGUGAUCGGGUACGACAACACCCUAUGGAAUGGUUCAGUGGUCGCUCCACCUGAUGCUCCAUUGAGGAAAUAUGUUAGGUAUUAUAGAGACUUUGUAUUGGAACUUAACAAAGCUUUAGCGGCUGAUCCAAGGAUUGAGAUUUGUAUGCUUCCGGUUGGUGAUGGAAUUACCCUGUGCCGCCGUAUCAGUUGAUUAUUCUAUUUCUUUUCCCUGUUUGUUUUGUGAAUUAUAAUAUGUGCAUGUCAUCAAUAUCUCUAUUACUAAAAUAAUAUUUGUAUUUCGAAUAUUGUAUUUCUGAAAUUGUAAGAAAUAUUAAGAUUUUAUUUUAUA